CCCCAUCCCCGUCGUCGGCAGAUUCGUCAGGGCUGGGCCCGCGGCCUGGAGUCGGCGCUGGGGUUGGAGCCGGGCCGGGGUCGCUGAGGGAGAGAAGAGGGCGAGGCGGGCCUGAGCCCGCCUGUCGCUUCGUGCCCUGCGCUCGGUGCCCGGCGCGGGUGGCGCGGAAUCUGCUGCCCGGCUUGCGGCGCCCUGCUGGCUUGCUCGCUCGGGAAAGAUGGCGUCGGUGUGGGACGAGUCCGAGGAUGGCGUCGGCGAGGAGGUGCUGAAGAUGUCCACGGAGGAGAUCGUGCAGCGCACGCGCCUCCUCGACAGCGAGAUCAAGAUCAUGAAGAGUGAAGUGCUGAGAGUGACCCAUGAGCUUCAGGCCAUGAAAGAUAAGAUCAAAGAGAACAGUGAGAAGAUCAAAGUGAACAAAACUUUGCCAUACCUUGUCUCCAAUGUUAUUGAGCUACUGGAUGUUGACCCCAAUGACCAGGAGGAGGAUGGAGCAAACAUUGACCUGGAUUCCCAGAGAAAGGGCAAGUGUGCCGUGAUCAAGACUUCUACUCGCCAGACAUAUUUCCUGCCUGUUAUUGGGCUGGUUGAUGCUGAGAAAUUGAAACCUGGAGAUCUAGUGGGAGUGAACAAAGACUCUUACUUGAUCCUGGAGACCCUGCCUACAGAAUAUGAUUCACGAGUGAAAGCCAUGGAGGUGGAUGAGAGACCCACAGAGCAGUACAGUGACAUCGGGGGGCUGGAUAAGCAAAUUCAGGAGCUUGUGGAGGCCAUUGUCCUGCCAAUGAAUCACAAGGAGAAGUUUGAAAAUUUGGGUAUACAGCCACCCAAAGGAGUGCUUAUGUAUGGACCUCCAGGAACAGGGAAGACACUUCUAGCUCGAGCAUGUGCUGCUCAGACCAAGGCUACAUUCCUGAAGCUUGCUGGUCCACAGCUUGUGCAGAUGUUCAUUGGCGACGGAGCUAAGCUGGUACGAGAUGCCUUUGCUCUAGCCAAGGAGAAAGCUCCUUCCAUCAUCUUCAUUGAUGAACUGGAUGCCAUUGGCACUAAAAGGUUUGACAGUGAGAAGGCUGGUGAUCGGGAGGUGCAGAGGACCAUGCUGGAGCUGCUUAAUCAACUGGAUGGUUUCCAGCCUAACACUCAAGUCAAGGUGAUUGCUGCAACCAACCGGGUUGAUAUCUUGGACCCAGCUUUGCUCCGCUCCGGCCGAUUAGAUCGCAAGAUUGAGUUCCCAAUGCCUAAUGAGGAAGCCAGGGCCAGAAUUAUGCAGAUCCAUUCACGCAAAAUGAAUGUCAGCCCUGAUGUGAAUUACGAGGAACUGGCUCGCUGCACGGAUGAUUUCAAUGGAGCCCAGUGUAAAGCGGUGUGUGUUGAAGCGGGGAUGAUUGCCCUCCGCCGUGGAGCUACAGAGCUCACACACGAGGACUACAUGGAAGGAAUCCUGGAGGUUCAAGCAAAGAAAAAAGCCAAUCUGCAAUACUAUGCCUGAUCUCUGCCCAGUCGAGGUUCUGGCCUUGGCAGAAGGGGGGACGAGGCUGGACUGUACCAUUUACCUUCUGUCUACUAGAAAUAAAGCGUUCUCUCUUUAAAAAAAAAAAAAAAUCCUUGAUGUGCUGGGGCUCUUGCCAUUGCUGUGUGGUUCUACAGCUACAAAGGGAGAACAUCCUGUCCUUGGUGCCCAUCCUACUGCCUUUGGAGCCUCCUGCUGCUAAAACUGGAUUAAAUUGUGCUGUGUUUCUUCUGGAUGAGGAGCAGUGGGUAACACUGCAGUAAGCGUGCUUUGAAGGGGCUGACCUGCAGUUUCAGAUAGCAUCCUCUUUUCCCCUGUGCAGCUUGUGUACAGACUACAUGUUUGCGAGGGUCUUAACCAACUUUUGAACAAACACUCAUUUUGUGAGGGAGAGGUGAACAACAUUUACAUGCAAAUGGUGUUUUAACUUCAUUCAUUAUCUGACUUUGCUGUGGAAGCUUUAGCACUAUGGCUGAUACAUGUGCGAGUUUUCUGGUGAAUCAGUCUGGUAAUUAGUGGGAAAGAAUUCACAUUUCAUCCUCUGAGCAAGUCUUUCAGUACUUUUAAUGCCAGUUGAGAAUUACAACUUCCAUUUAAAAAUUA
Molecule: messenger RNA, 2110 nt
Organism: Rhea pennata
Lineage: Eukaryota; Metazoa; Chordata; Aves; Rheiformes; Rheidae
Gene: PSMC3
Product: proteasome 26S subunit, ATPase 3
Exons: 12
Coding region: 218-1486 (422 amino acids)
Biological process (GO): proteasome-mediated ubiquitin-dependent protein catabolic process
Cellular component (GO): proteasome regulatory particle, base subcomplex
Molecular function (GO): proteasome-activating activity; ATP hydrolysis activity; ATP binding
Source: RefSeq, a predicted model, not a curated record